This is a messenger RNA of Belonocnema kinseyi, 2006 nucleotides long. It is a transcript of the gene bnb, whose product is annotated as probable serine/threonine-protein kinase kinX. The coding region runs from base 216 to 1373 and encodes 385 amino acids. The record is from RefSeq and is a predicted model, not a curated record. The transcript has 3 exons. Lineage: Eukaryota; Metazoa; Arthropoda; Insecta; Hymenoptera; Cynipidae.
ACGACCCAACCUUCAUCCCGAUCGCCUACUUGUACUCUCCCUCGCUAAAAUUCCAAACGAGCUUUGUGAACGCACGCGCGCGAACUCUGUUUCUUCACGCACUUUUGCUAACGAGUUAAUACAGAAGACGUACUGACCAAAAAACACAAGUUUCGGUGCAACGAAAUCUUCCAGUGAAUCUUAACUUCGCUAGAAAAACCAACAACAGUAGCAUCAUGAUGAAGAAUAUUCUAGUCCUCUCGAUAUGCUUACUGGCGGUGAAGACUGUCGUCACGAUGCCGGUGGCAGAGGAGCCAGCAAAGGAGGGACUCAUGGCUGAACCCGCGAAGGCUGCCAAAAGUGCUGAAUCCGCGCCAGUUGAACCUGCCAAGUCUGCAGCCGUAAAGGCCGCCGAACCUCUCGCUUUGAGCGACGAACCCGCAAAGGUUGUUCCUCUGACUGAGAAGCUUGCCGCAGAAACUCACACACAUAGUCUGCGAUCUGCCGAUGCUGAUAAAUCAGCUGAGAGCAAGGAAAGUGACGAGAGUCUCGAAAGUGCAGAAAGUUCAGAGAGCAAAGAGGAGAAGAAGCUAGCAGAAGAGCCCAUGAAAGAGGAGAAACCUUUGAUACUCGAAGAGAAGAAACCCGAGAUUGAGGAGCCAAAACCCGUAGCCACUGAAAUCACCGAGAGCAAAUUUGUCGCCAGAUCUGAACCAGCUCAAGAGCCAGCUGCUGCGGUUUUGCCUGCUUUGGCAAUUGCUGAUGCUGCUGCAGUCCCAGCAGAUGCUUCCUCCGAUGAGAAGAAAGAGGAACCCAAAGAAGCCAGUUUGGCGAGACACGUUGGAGAGCCAAUUGCUGAGGAAAAACCACUAGAAAAGUCUGCAACACCAUUGGCUGAGGAGAAGGAAGUCACGGCUGAAGAACCCAAGAAGGAGGAAGAGCAGCUUCCAGAAAAGGAGGAAUCCAAACGUGAAACUGUUACCGAAACCAAACAGGGAGCCAGAUCUGAAGAAGCCACUUCUGUCGAAUCAGCCGAACCUGUCAAGAUUGAGUCACCUAUUGGGAUUGAGGAAACCAAGGUCCAGGAAACAGUCAAUGCCGAACCCGCUCUCAAGUCUGCCCCAAUUGAAGCUGCCGUAGAGAAGAAGGAGAUCAAGCUUGAGGAAGCAGUUGUUGCCCCAGCACACAUUGAAUCCCAGGAGAAUGCGAAGGCACUCCCAGCUCCAGAAGUCAAAGCCGAGGAAAAGCUCAUGGAAAUUGCAAAGCCAGCAGAAGAGAAGGAAAUGAAGGCCGAGGCUCUCCCCAAACCCGAAGAAGUGAAAGAGGCAGCAACACCCGAAAGUUCGGAAGCAAGCCUGAGCAGCAGCAGUUCCAGCAGCAGCAGCAGUGAUUAGUCCACAAAAAGCUCCUCUUAAGCGGCUAACUUGUUUACAGAAAAUCGUAUUUCAUUCCGAUGUAUCUAAGUAAGAGAGUAAGUGUGAGAGUGAUAGAUGAGUGUUGAAUGCAAGCGAGAGAGAGAGAGAGAGAGAGAGAAUGUGCGUGUCCCGGAAAGAUAUUGGGAACUGAACUCCAGGAACCUUUGCAGUAAAUUCACUCAGGGGUUGAAUGAACAUUUACGGCAGUUUCAGACUGAGCCACUAGGCGGCGGAGCGUAUGAUUCGGUUCCCAAUAGAGGGCGAGAGUGUGACUAUCGAUAUAUCGAAAUAUAUCGAUCGCGAUCAAUUCCGUAAGUAACGUUUCUUCCUGACCGGGAUGGCCUCGGGUAGGAUAGAGGGAUCUUUCUUCAAUGAAGAAAUUUUCGGACUCGGGGCCAACGCUCCGUUCGCUGGGACGAAGCUCGUGCUACCCGGUUUUCAUUCCAAUUUUUUUCCUCUUCCUAAAAAUCUGCCCGAGAAAGCGGUUCUUCCAAAAUUUCUAGCGAGUAGAUACUUUAGUUCAUAGUUGAUGAUUACUAUUAUUACAGCUAUUAUAUUAUUCCAGUACCGCUAUUAUUGACAACACAAAAUUCGUGUACCGCUAUUAAUCUA